UCAGGUCCCCUGGUCUCGCUCAACAUGGACAGAAGCAGAACUCAUUGUGAUGUCCCCCCAGGCCCACCUCUCCUCUGUUUUCCUGACUUGGGCCAGUGGCACAACCGUCUACCGAGAAGGCUAAGCCCGAACUCUGCAGGUUACGUGCAGUCUUCGGUGCCCGAGAUCAUCAGCUCCAUCCGCCAAGCAGGGAGGAUCGCCCGCCAGGAGGAACUGCAUUGCCCCUCGGAGUUCGACGACACGUUCUCCAAGAAGUUCGAGGUGCUCUUCUGCGGCCGGGUGACCGUGGCGCACAAGAAGGCACCGCCAGCCCUGAUCGACGAGUGCAUUGAGAAGUUCAACCACAUCAGUUGCAGCAGGAAAGCCGAACUUGACCUGGUCUCCCAGAACUCCGAGGCCAGCAACCCUGCUGUGGCGCUUUCCUUCACGGAUAAGUUCCGGUCGGUGCUGCAGCCCGCGGGGCCCACGGAGCAGGGCCACUGGCCCAUGCGCAAGUCCUUCUCACAGCCCGGCCUGCACUCCCUGGCCUAUAGGAAGGAGUUUCAGGAUGGGAGCUUGCGAAGUCACAGUUUCUUCAGCUCUUUUGAUGAAAACGACAUUGAGAACCACCUCAUCAGUGGACACAAUAUUGUGCAGCCAACGGAUAUUGAGGAAAAUCGAACUAUGCUUUUUACGAUUGGUCAAUCUGAAGUUUACCUCAUCAGUCCUGACACCAAAAAAAUAGCAUUGGAGAAAAAUUUUAAGGAGAUAUCCUUCUGCUCUCAGGGUAUUAGACACGUGGACCACUUCGGGUUCAUCUGCCGGGAGUCGUCGGGAGGCGGCGGUUUCCAUUUCGUCUGUUACGUGUUUCAGUGCACAAACGAGGCUCUGGUAAGCCUGGCGGGCAGCGCUCACGUGAACCCUUAGCGACGAGGACUUUCAACCUCACGGAUUUUUCUUUCCUUAGCAAAACCGCAGUCUCAUUGACAUAUUGUUAUUUGACUUUACU
This is a messenger RNA of Myotis brandtii (Brandt's bat), 988 nucleotides long. RefSeq names its product TBC1 domain family member 1-like. Bases 25 to 906 code for a protein of 293 amino acids. The record is from RefSeq and is a predicted model, not a curated record. NCBI's taxonomy places the organism in Eukaryota, Metazoa, Chordata, Mammalia, Chiroptera, Vespertilionidae. The transcript has 4 exons.